Molecule: messenger RNA, 4595 nt
Organism: Cadophora gregata
Lineage: Eukaryota; Fungi; Ascomycota; Leotiomycetes; Helotiales; Ploettnerulaceae
Exons: 9
Coding region: 2407-4419 (670 amino acids)
Biological process (GO): transmembrane transport
Cellular component (GO): membrane
Molecular function (GO): myo-inositol:proton symporter activity
Source: RefSeq, a predicted model, not a curated record
GGUCAUAAGAAGUCGUAAGAGUGGAAGGCUUUUUGAGUUCGGGCGAAAGGCUUUCCAGAUGAAUGUUGGCUUGUGAAGAUUCACUGCCCUUCCUCACUCAUCCUCCAUGAUGUUUAUUUGAUCCCACGACCUCGGUAAUGAAUUUCCACGGCUUUCGAGAACCAGGGAACAUCCACGCGAAUGGGACUUGCCUUUCGCGAACCAAUGUCCAUGCUGUCAGAUCCUCGCGUGUAAAAAAUCAGUCAAUCAAGAAAAAUAUUCUUGAUGGCUUAUUGAUGAUUCUAGAAGGACCAGUCCCUAGCCAGCAAGGUUCCACCUAGGACAAGAAGGCAGUCAACCUUCGGGUAGACAGACAUUUUUCAACCUCGUCAACAACAUCCCUUCUUGGUUCACAUUUCCGGACGGUGGAUUCAACUCCCCCACCUGACUCCCAAGAAACUAUCGUCCAAGACGAAGUGAUUACUUUGUUGAGCAAAUUCAAAAUCUGCAUGCUCUCAAACUCGACGCUAUCCCAACCGAUGGUCAAAAAAACUCUCACCUCAACCCACGGGCAACAAAACAAUCCGCGAACCAACCAAUCAUAUCCUCCAUCUCAUCCAAAUCUCACACUGUUUCAGCUCUACACAAGCCAUCCCUUCUCACCAUAUCCCGACUUUCGUUGAAAUGCCCUCCACUUUCUCCAGGCAACAACAAUUGUACCCUGCAGGCAACUUAGUGUAGUAAAGAGGUGGUGGGGUUUAAGCCGCAGACGCCUCCCUCCGCUAUUCUCCCGGCAGGCGUUCCCGUUUAUCUCGGGGCUUUUCAAGCCUUCAAGCCACAGCACAAGGCAGCAACAAAUGUACCCUGUCGAAAUGUCACAAUUUCAACAGUCGAAGUGUUGCAUCCUUGUUCGGCUAACCGCAUACAGCAUCUGAUACACAUAAAACUUACCUAUAUCGGCACGCUCUGUGGCAUUUGCUCCGAAUUUUGACGCCUUCACCGCCUGUCACGUUAUUUUUCUUACCAGUGGGAUAUUGGAAGGGGAAAUUGCUAGAUGGCAGUCCUAAGAUUUGAGUGAGUGUAUAGGCUAAUUGGGUAUCCUGCUCGUCUGUUACCUGGGCUUAUCGGCCUAUGGAAAGAGCUCGUUAAAUCUAAGGGACAUGGCACAGAAGUGGUUGGGGGUAGAAGUUGGGUAAGGACUGGCCACUCUGGUGAGGUGAGGACAGGGUGUGGCGCCUGUGAAGGGAACGCCAAGCGGAAAGAAUGACCUGCGGGCGUUGCGGGGUAGCAGUGCGAAAGCUCUAGCAUGCUUCUUCCCUGCUUGUGGGCCAAUCGAAUAAGUCAAUAAUCGAUUGACUUUGAUCUCUCGCUCGACCACCACCCUCAAUAAUGACAGCGACAACGGCGAUAACUGCAGCAGCGAAGUGAGGGCCACCACCUUCGGUCGCUCCGAAGCAACAUCUGAUGCAUUCUUCGGCCUUGUCGGCUACUCACUAUUUCGGGCCUGUUUCAUACCCUUCUCCUUUCCAUUGGUUUAACAUGACCGGGACUUAGGGACGGACAGCUGUACAUUCAGUAACAUACUGGCUGGAUCCCGAAAGAUGGUGGUCUGUAUCUCUUGGCAAGUAUCGUAUCCUGGCUUGGAGACGAGCUAGACGAGCUAAAAAGAUUGGCUUUUGCUUGAAAAGCGAACAAGGAAUCUUGGUGAGCUUAAUUGCUAGUGGCUGGAUGAAAUGGACGACAGGGCUCCGGGCUGCAUUUGCUUGUGCAUUGCAAAAUACCCAGAUGGAAAGUCAUGCUUUGAGGGAAGGGAAAGCAGAUCCUGAUCGACAAUCUACGAUACAUCUAUGGAAAUGGGCGUUCGUGCGGGCUGUUGUGCGACAGCAGGAGAGAUGCAACUAUUGGCCGUGGGCAAGUUGGUAUAUUGUGCGAGGUGAGAAAUGGUAGGUAGGUCGAUAAAAGUCCGUGCCUCACCUGCAGAUGCGGGCUGCGAGGUAACACACCAUACAACCCUCGAUGUUCGACAUGGACCACUGUCCUCCACCUAUGGUCGUGAUGGCGGCGGUGGUGAUGAUGAUGAUGCGAGCAUUAUGGUUGCAUUGGAAGCAAGCAAGGGACAAGGGUAGCUUUCGAUUUUUCCUGGGGUUCCAACCGAACUCCACAGUCUGCGCGAGAACACGGGCACGCUCGAGCUCAACCCCUCCACUCCAUGUCUGCCCAUGGAGGUAAAGUGCAUGUAGAAUUGUCAUGACCCCAGACAUCGCAGAUAAGUAUAAAGCUAAGAUCAACCCCAGUUCCGGCGCAAGAACAAACCACCCAUAACCACCCUCUCAUCUUCCCUUUUCUUGGGGACCUCCCCUUCUUUCUCUCUGUCAGGACUCGUUCUUCAAAUAUACCCCUCUCAGCUGAAUCUCACUAUCCUCAAAUAUGGCCGACUCUGGUGCGCCAGAUAUCGACAAUGCUCCCAAGGCAGCUCCAGCCACUGAGCCACUCGAAGUACCCCACAACGAGAAGCGCAAACAAUCCAUCUUCCUUGAUGCCGAACGCCGCAAAGAAAAGCUAGCCGCCAUCGCAGAGAACACCACCGGAGAAAUCAAGAACCCCCUCGUCGGCAUCCCCAAAGACCAAUUGAUCCGCGACGUCGAAGACUUCGCCGCCGAGUUCGACCUCGCAGACAUCACACCCUACCUGAUCAAAGGCGCACUCGUCGCCCAAAACCCCGCCCGCAUCGACACCAUCCACGAGCUCGACGAUGAGGAUCGCCGCGUCCUGACUGAGGAGGUCACGCGAAAGUGGAAGCACCCUCGUAUCCUCUACCUCACCAUCGUACUCAACUCCAUCGCGGCUUGUGUCCAGGGUUGGGAUCAGACGGGAUCCAAUGGCGCGAAUCUCACGUUUGCGAUCCAAAUGGGCAUCUCGGAUAAUCCGCUCUACUGCGAUAGUGCGUCUGAGUGUAGCAGGAAUUCGUGGCUUGUGGGUUUCGUCAAUUCUUCGCCUUAUAUUGCUAUCUGUCUGUUUGCUGCUUGGAUCUCUGACCCUGUUAAUCACUUCCUUGGACGUCGUGGUACCAUCUUCCUGGCUGCUAUAUUUAGUGUCCUUGCUCCACUCGGAUCUGGAUUGACGCAGAAAUGGGGACAACUGGUCGCGUGUCGUGUCCUUCUUGGAAUUGGCAUGGGAUUAAAGGAAGUUACGGUUCCAGUUUACUCUGCGGAGAUUGCUCCAACGAGCAUUCGUGGUGGUCUGGUUAUGAGUUGGCAAGUUUGGACUGCAUUCGGUAUCUUCUUGGGUACUUGUGCCAAUUUGGUAUUCGUCAACACAGGCUCAAUCGCAUGGCGACUCCAACUUGCGUCAGCAUUUGUCCCCGCAAUUCCCCUCGUCCUCGGAAUCUGGUUCUGCCCCGAAUCUCCCCGUUGGCUCCUGAAGAAACGCAAGAUUCCACAAGCCUACAAAGCACUUCUCCGUCUCCGCAACAGCCCUCUCCAGGCUGCCAGAGAUUUGUACUUCAUCCACGCACAACUCGUUUAUGAGGAUGCCCUGCUCGAGGAGAGUGGUCUGUCGAAGAACGGAAAUAUGUUCACUCGCUUCAUUGAACUGUUCACCAUUCCACGUCUUCGCAGAGCUACUCAGGCUUCGGGUAUUGUCAUGAUUGCACAACAGAUGUGCGGAAUCAAUAUUAUCGCAUUCUACUCGUCCACCAUUUUUGAGCAGUCUGGUGCUAAUAAUAUCACUGCACUGCUUGCAUCAUUCGGAUUUGGUUUGGUCAACUUCGUAUUUGCUUGGCCGGCUAUUUGGACAAUCGACACCUUCGGUCGCCGCGGUCUCCUCCUCUUCACAUUUCCCAACAUGUGCUGGUCCCUCCUAGCAGCAGGAAUGUCCUACUACAUAUCCCCCUCCAGCCGCGCCCACCUCGGCCUCGUAACCUUCUUCAUCUACGUCUACGACGCCUUCUACUCCCCCGGCGAAGGCCCCGUCCCCUUCACCUACUCUGCCGAAGUCUUCCCCCUCUCCCACCGCGAGAUCGGCAUGUCUUGGGCCGUAGCAACCAACAACUUCUGGGCCACAGUCGUAUCCCUCACCUUCCCCCGCCAGCUCAAAGCCUUCGGCGUGCAGGGCGCGUUCGGCUUCUACGCUGGCAUGAACGUCAUCGCCCUGGUGCUCAUCUUCCUCUUCUUGCCGGAGACGAAACAGCGUACUCUUGAGGAGCUGGAUUACGUGUUUGGUGUUACGACGCGCGCGCACGCCAAGUAUCAGCUUACCAAGGCGCUGCCGUGGUGGUUUAAGAGAUAUGUGCUUUGGAGGAAGGAUGCGACUUGUGAGGAGCUGUAUCAUUUUGAGCAGGGGGAGUGGACGGAGAGUGAUAGGGAGUCGGGGAAGGUUGUUGAUAAGGAGGGGGAGGCGGUUAGUUCGGGGGUUGAGAGGGGGCAUAAGGAGGUUGUUUGAGGGUGCGUUAUUUAGGGUUGAGACUUUGUGGAUGUUGAGAAGUGGAAAUUUGAGUGGUGGGUGAGGAAGAAGGAGAAUGAAAAUUCGUUCGUAGUUACAACUUCGUGUUUGGCACCCCCUUUUGGUUAGAUGAUUGAUUGCCCGCAACGACAAAUAUAAUCUGAUCAAACUUACAC